CGCUGAUUCCCACGGAACUUGCAGUUAUGAAUCCGAUGAGUGGGCCAGCAGGGGCGCCUGCUAUCUGGCAGGAAGCCCGCAAUAGUGAUGGGCGGGUUUACUAUUACAAUGUCCAAACCAAGGCGACGCAGUGGACGAAACCCGUUGAAUUGAUGACACCUGUUGAGAGGGCGUUGUCGAAUCAGCCAUGGAAAGAGUACACGGCCGAAGGUGGGCGGAAAUACUGGUAUCACACGGAAUCGAAGCAAAGCACCUGGGAAAUGCCCGAAGUUUACAAGACUGCUUUGGCGCAGAUUCCAGCUCCCCAAGCGCCAGCUGCUGCGGCCCCAACGUUUGUCGCCGGUGGUGUAAGCUCGUUUUCGUCCUUCCCUCCGCAACGUGAACGUGAACGCGAAGACUACGACCGAGGUUCCGGCGAUCGGCGUGGCUAUGGCUCGAUGGACACGAACGGGAUGUCGACUGCUCCGAUGCUGGGCACGGCGCAAUCGGAGCCGGAGUAUGGGUCAUUCGAGGAGGCGGAAAGCGCAUUCAUGAAGAUGCUCAAACGCCACAACGUGCAGCCCGAGUGGACCUGGGAGCAGACCAUGCGCGAAACGAUCAAAGACCCCCAGUAUCGCGCGUUGAAGGACCCCAGAGAUCGCAAGAUAGCCUUUGAGAAGUAUGCGGUCGAGGUUCGCAUGCAGGAAAAGGACCGGGCGAAAGAACGCUUCGCUAAGCUCAGGGCAGAUUUCAAUACCAUGCUGAGACGGCAUCCUGAGAUCAAGCAUUACAGCCGCUGGAAGACCAUCCGCCCGAUCAUCGAAGGCGAGACGACGUUCCGGGCUACCAACGACGAUCAUGAGAGGCGGCAGCUGUUCGAAGAAUACAUCCUGGAACUCAAGAAGGAGCACGCGGAGCAGGAAUCCGCCAAGCGCAAGGCGGCAGUGGAAGAGCUGACCACUAUCCUGGGCUCGCUCAACCUCGAGCCUUACACGCGCUGGUCUGAGGCGCAUGCAAUCAUCCAGUCCAAUGACAGGGUGCAGGGGGAUGAUCUGUUCAAGGCUCUCACCAAGUGUGAUAUCUUGACUGCGUUUGAGAACCACAUCAAGUCCCUGGAACGGACGUUCAACGAGGCCCGCCAGCAGCAGAAGACGGCCAAGGCAAGAAAGGAGCGUCAUGCUCGUGAGCAAUUCAUCGAACUGUUGAAAGAGCUCCGGUCCCAGGGCAAGAUCAAGGCUGGAUGCAAGUGGAUGAACAUCUACCCUAUCAUCCAUGAAGACUCCCGAUAUAUCGGUAUCCUCGGCAACUCUGGAUCAUCUCCCAUGGACCUCUUCUGGGACAUGGUCGAGGAGGAGGAACGGUCACUGCGUGGGCCUCGGAAUGACGUCUUGGAUGUUCUCGAUGACAAACGCUACGAGGUCACUCCCAAGACCACCUUUGAGGAGUUCCACGAGAUCGUUGCUGCAGACCGCCGCACAGCGAACAUUGACCCCGAGAUCCUCCAUCUUCUGUUCCAGCGCAUUCAAGAGAAGGCGGCUCGGAGAAGCGAGGAGGAAAAGCAUGCCGCCGACCGGCACCAGCGACGCGCGAUUGACGCCCUGCGUUCCCGGAUCAAGAGGCUGGACCCGCCUGUCCGGUCUUCAGACACCUGGGAGACGGUGCGGCCCCGGGUCGAAAAAUACGAGGAAUACAAAGCCCUCGAAACCGACGAACUCCGGCAGACGGCCUUUGACAAGGUCCUCCGCCGUCUCCGGGAGAAGGACGAAGAUGCCGAUCGCGAGCGCGAGCGCGAGCCGCGUGACCGAGACCGCGGCAGCCGUCGGGACUACGAUCGGGGCGACCGCGACCAUCGCUCGCAUCGCGGCGAACGACGGGGGCCACCGAGCCGCGUCAGCCGUACUCCGGAACCGGACGCGUACGAGGCAGACCGCCGCAAGGCCCAGGCGGAUCGCGAACGAUCCUACCGCAAAGUCAGCAAUGCUCUGUCCCCAGUGCAAGAGAGGCGGGAGGAUCGUGAUCGCGAUCGGGAACGCCACCGGGAGCGGGACCGUGAGCGCGAGCGCGACCGCGACUGGGAUCGGGAGCGGAGCACCCGCUCUCUCAGCCACUACGACCGCGACCGCCGGGACCGGGAAGACGAGCGGGAGCGACUGUAUCGCGCGCGCGCUGACCCGCGCGGCAGUCGGGACGAGCUCGACUACGGAGGCGACUCGCGCAGCACCGUCAGCAACGACCGGCGACGCCGGCGUGAUAGUGACGCGGAGAGCGUGGCCAGCCGCUCCGCGAAACGCUAUCGUCGUGACAGCCGCGAGCGCGAGCGCAGUCCGCGUCGGGAGCGGGAACGACGAGAGCGCACGCCGGCUGUUGACCAGGCACGGAAGGAAGAAAAGGCGGUGCAUUCUGGUAGUGAGGAGGGGGAGAUCGAGGAAGAAUAGGUUGUAGUAGAGGGGGUUGUAUUUCCUAGUUAUCUACCUAGUAAAAUGAAGGCAUUUGAUGUACACC
Messenger RNA from Aspergillus campestris IBT 28561, 2481 nucleotides. Its product is annotated as snoRNA-splicing protein PRP40. The coding region runs from base 27 to 2414 and encodes 795 amino acids. Gene Ontology annotation, biological process: mRNA cis splicing, via spliceosome. Gene Ontology annotation, cellular component: U2-type prespliceosome; U1 snRNP. The transcript has 4 exons. NCBI's taxonomy places the organism in Eukaryota, Fungi, Ascomycota, Eurotiomycetes, Eurotiales, Aspergillaceae. Gene Ontology annotation, molecular function: RNA binding; protein binding. The record is from RefSeq and is a predicted model, not a curated record.